This is a messenger RNA of Rotaria socialis, 2514 nucleotides long. Lineage: Eukaryota; Metazoa; Rotifera; Eurotatoria; Philodinida; Philodinidae. The record is from the annotation of a GenBank genome assembly.
AUGAUGAAUACUGAUGGUACAACAGGAGGAAAUAAUAUUGGUCUUACACCAGCAGACGAUCAACAAAUGAUAACUUCAGCUGAUCGUGAAAAUUAUAUAGCACGAUUAACGCAGUAUUUAGGUGGUAAUAGAGAAAUGGCUAAAUAUUUGGAUGAUGAUGCAAUAGCAAAAAGUGGUGGGAAAGCGGUACUAUAUAAAAAAACUCUUCAAAUAUCCUUACAACAACGUAGUCAACAAAUACAACAACAACAACAACAACAACAACAACAACAACAACAACAACAACAACAGCAACAACAACAACAACAACAACAACAGCAGCAGCAACAGCAACAAUCAAUGAUGAAUUCACACCAACAGCAACAAUCUAUGUAUAUGACGCCUCAACCAACUCCUAUGGUUGGAAUGUCCCAACCACAACAGCAACAACAACUUCCUUCGUAUACAAUACAAGGACCGUCAUCAACAUCGAUGAUUAACAAUGUUAAACAAGAACCUCAAACACCCAUGUCUAAUAUUCAAAUGAGACCCAAUAUGCAAAAUUUUUCUAUGCAACAGCAGCAAUUACAACAACAACAACAACAACAACAGCAGCAGCAGCAGCAGCAACAGAUUAAACAGGAACUAAUGGCACCACCAAUACCACAACAACAGCAACAGAUUAAACAAGAUUUAAUGAUACCCCCACAACAACAACAGAUUAAGCAAGAAUUAAUGAUACCACCUGUACAACAACAACAACAACAGCAACAACCAGGAAUACAAAUUCAACAGAUUAGACCCCAACAGCCUGUGCAAUAUAGUCAACAACAACCAUCGCAGUAUAGUCAACAACCACCAGCACAGUAUAAUCAACAGCAAUCAUCACAAUACAAUCAACAACAGUCAUCACAAUAUAAUCAACAACAACAACAACAACCACAAUAUACUCAACAGCAACAACAACAACAACAACAGCCCCAAUACAAUCAACAGCAACAAUAUAAUCAACAACAACAAAUACCCACCCCUAGUCAACCUACAAACAUUACACCUCAACAACGUUCCAUUGUUCAGCAUUUACAACAAGUACGCCAACAAAAUCAUCUCAAUCAACAACAGCAACUUGAAUCAGCUAACUCUAAUCAAUUACAACAACAGCCACCACAAUCAUCAGUAUUGCCAUCUUCUUCAUCUUCAUCUGGUGGUAGUUCAGAUGAAAUCUUGCAACAAAUUCUUACAAGUCCAAAUCCACCUAAACAACCAUUAAAUGCCGUUCCAAGUGUCGCACAAGCAAGAUUACGAACUAUGAAUCGAGCUGUUCGUAAUCCAUCCAUACCAACAUCUCAAGUUCUUCAACAACAGCCAAGUCCAAUGACACCUGGCUCUGAUCCCAUGAUGAUUGGUAGUGUCCCAUCACCUCAUUCUCAUCCUGGUAUGAUGCAACAACCACAAACACCAGUAGGACCACCUGGCCAAAGUCCAUUAGCACGUUAUAUGAUGGCUCAAUCUCCACAAAAUAGUAUCUAUCGUCCACAAAUGUCUCCAAUGAAUAUGAUGAAUUAUCCAGUUAGCCCAACAGCAAUGAUUGAUGAUGAAAUGCAUUAUUUAUAUAAAUUUUUCACUGAUCGAAUUCAUUAUUUAACUCGAAUAAUGACUAGAUGCCAACAAGAAGGUCAACACGAUAAAGUAGCUAAAUAUCGACAAUUACAUGACCAAAUGGCUGUUUUUGUUCGUAAUCCAAUUCCAGAACAUUUAAUGGCUGCUCGUCGUCUCAAAGAGCAUGUUGAUCGUUUACUUGACCCACGUAUGUUUGCACCAGUCAUGAUGCCACCUAUGGUCGAUAUGACUGGAAUGGUACCACCUGGUGCUCAUAACAAUGGUCGUUCGAUAACAGGCGGCGUAUUUGAACAAUGUCAACGUGCUAUUAUUGAUUAUCUUGGCAAAGAUACAACAUUAAAAUAUAAUGUUUCAAAACGUUUUCUAGAACCACUAAGUGAAGUUCUUAAUGGGGUUCCACAUAAAAAUAUGCGAUUAGAUACAGAAUCAAAACAAGUCGUCGAGCCAUAUUGUUCGUCGUCAAAUAUUCUCUCAUCGAAAUCCCUCGCAAAAAUCAUUGAAAAUGAAUUUGCUCACUUAUCUAUGAAUACGUUUACCUACGAAUUAAAGCCUUUGUCUGAUAAAGUAUCAUCGUCAUUAUCAUCUCUGCAUGAUAUAAAAGAUUUGUCCAUUUGUGAUUAUGAACUAACCUGUCGAUUUAUUGAAAUGGAUAUGCCUGUUGUGCCACCAUUAAAAAUGAAAUUAACAAUACAAUAUCCCAAUGAGCCACCUGAAGUACUUUCAUUAACUUCAACUACAUUAAGUUUUACACCAGCUAAACUUGAAAAAUCAGAUGGUCAUUCAUUUUUUGAAUCAAUAUCUCGAAACUUUGUAUAUUUUUUAUUUAAACUACCAACGCAACAUACUGUUACAGAUAUUUUAGAGAUAUGGUAUACUUCCAUCCAAACUGCUUCUUUAUCUCAACAAGAAUCGUAG